Messenger RNA from Suillus subalutaceus, 1630 nucleotides. RefSeq lists its product as uncharacterized. The coding region runs from base 63 to 1349 and encodes 428 amino acids. Gene Ontology annotation, biological process: maturation of SSU-rRNA from tricistronic rRNA transcript (SSU-rRNA, 5.8S rRNA, LSU-rRNA). NCBI's taxonomy places the organism in Eukaryota, Fungi, Basidiomycota, Agaricomycetes, Boletales, Suillaceae. The record is from RefSeq and is a predicted model, not a curated record. The transcript is spliced from 7 exons. Gene Ontology annotation, cellular component: 90S preribosome; nucleolus.
GCACUAUCCAAGUUAGUCUGUCACGUCCGACAUUCCCCUCCAGCCCACAGCUGCACUAGGAUAUGCCUCACAACACCCGAUCACCAAGAAACCAUCAAUAUCGCACCAAACCACUAAAACCAGCCUUACGACGCGCGCAAUCAAAGCCUGUCCAUAGUGAUGCUCUAACAGAAGACGAGCACGAACACCAUCACCCAGCAUCUGAGUCUGAAGCGGGACCUGAGUUAGAUGGCGACUCGGAGAGCGUUUCUGACGAGAGUGCCGGGGAUGCCCAGGACGAUGAGAAUGAGGAUGCGGAUGCGCCUCGGGUGGUACAGUGGGCGGACUCGCAAGAUGAGGACAGCGAAGGACUUUCGGAAGAGGAAACAGACGAGGAUUCUAAUGUUCUCCCCAUGAAACCCUCCCAAGACCUGCGGUCUCUCGAAGACGAUCUAUCUUCCCUACCUCUAGGAAUGCUUCGCAAAGCCCAGCACGCCCUCUCUCAGACCCGCGCUCUAACCGAUUCCGAAUCAGAGUCCGAGUCCGACGCACCAUCAGAAGAAGACGCAUAUCCAACCGACGACGAACGCCCACAAUCAACUACAUCCAAAGACAAAGACAAAGAACACCAAGACAAACACUCAAAACCGCGUAAAGACCUAGCCAAAAGAUCUAGCAAGCACGCCCCCACAGAAAUAACCUCCAAACGCCCCAUCACUCGUCGACGAACAGUCGUCGAAUCUAAAACACCCAUACCCCGAGACCCCCGCUUCCUACACAUAACAGGCGCCUACGACCCUCAGAAAUUCAAAUCCCAAUAUUCAUUCCUCUCCACGCUCCAUACCUCCGAACUUGACACCCUCCGGUCCAACCUCAAACUCGCGCGAAAGCUCCUUUUGAACUCUCCCAAAGACCUACGCGCAGAACGAGAGCGGGAGGUUGGGAGACUAGAGCUUGCGGUGAAGAGGGCCGAGAGUAGUGUUAAUAGGGAUAAGAGAGAGAAGGUGGAGAUGGAGGCGCUGGAGAGGGUUGGGAAGGAGGAGAGGGAUAAGAGGAAGAAAGGGAAGGCGGAGUGGUGGAUGAAGCCGGCCGAGAAAAAAGAGUUGCUGAUGAAAGCUCGCUACGACGCCAUCGCAUCAAGUGGAGGAAAGCGCGCAGUAAAGAAAGCGAUAGAAAAGAAGCAGAAGAAACAGAGUCAGAAGGAGAAGAGAUCACGUCCGUUUCCUGCCCCAGGUCGCAACCCCAAAAACACCAGCAUCAGUACCAAUUCCAACGCCAUCGACAUCGGAAGUGGAAGUGCACAGAAGCGCGCACGAUUUACUCUAGACGAAGAAAGAACCCAACCCUCGAAGAAACGCAGGAAAUUCUGAAUCUAAAUCUAUCACGGUCAUACAUUUAAUCAAAAAGUACAUAUCAUUGUCAUUGUCAUUGAUUCGAUCCAUUAGAUCCUCGAAUGAUGGGAUACAAUGGGGGAUGGAUGGGGGUAUUAUCUGCUAACUGGGUAAGAGGUAUCAAUCAUAUGCGUAGGUCUUUGACCUAAAUGCCCAUCAAAAAAUGAAAGAAUAGAAUCGUGGAAAUGUGGAAAGAAAUCGGAGGAUGAUGGGUGGGAACCGAAAGAUGAUGAUGGUGACGUCGAAAAUUCAUCCUGUUC